UAUCUAAGUUUAAAUGUCAAAAUGAUUUAGGACCGAAAUAAAGCCCGGAAAGAAUGAAGUGCGCGGCGAAUGGAAGCGGAAGACGGUGCAGCAGCGCCGCAACCACAAUCUGUGCACGCUGUGAAGCCGUUGCGUAUUGCUCCCUUUCUCACCGGAUUGCACAUUGGAGUCAUCACAAAAACGAGUGUGAUAGGUUACAGCAACAGAUGGAGAGUGUUGGUGUUCUCAAUGAUUUUCCUUUCACUUUCUCUCACGAAGCCACAAUUCAGGUCUGUGCAAAACAAGAAACUAGGUGCUCAUUUUUGAGCAAGAGAGGCCUUCAUCGAGCAGGAAUGUGGAUGCAUGAAUGCCGUUGCGGAGCAUCAUCUUCUUCAUUUGAUCUUUUAGGGUUAAACAAUGGCUGGGACCUUCCAAGUGUUUUGUGUCCUUGUCGUGGACCUGAAUCUCUGGUAGCAGAGCAGUUGUAUAGUUGGCAAGACUACUAUAAGUGGAGGUCCAUCCAGUUUGACUCACCUGUUGCCCUACUUCUUCACUGGCCUCUUACCGUAUAUCAUGCUGCUCAACUAGUUGGAAUUACAACCUUGAAUCUUGAAGUCAGUGAUAAGUUGUAUAUACAUUACCUUGGACCUGAGAAGGAGCUGCUACAACUUGCUGUGUUUGGAGAAUUACAAGCCCUCUUCCCUGGUGUGCAUAUUCAUUUAGAACUUGUUGGACCUGCAAUUCCCCCUCAAAGGGAUGGUGAAAAGAUCAGGAUUUCUAAGUAUCCUUGCUGCAAUGAAACCAAAUGUGUAUGCAAACUAGCGAGUGAAAAUAUGAUCCUAGGGACACAAACAGGUAUGAGUUCUGCAUUGACAUUGCAGCUUUGGCGAGGAUUCUAUCACGACAGAUACAAAGACAUUGUUAAGGGUUCCUUUCCUCACCUAAUUAUUGCACCAAAUGGUGGUAUUGCUGCCUAUUCCAGUUGGUUACCAAGUAUUGAGUUAAUUGAAAAGAUUGAUGUCCCAGCUGUUUUUACCGAUUAUUGUGAGGAAGCUUGUCACCUUGCAGCAAGUUGCAUAAAGACUGUAUCUGGACGCCCUCUUAGAUUACCAGUUCAAUUAAAUCCUUUCAGGCAGCCUAUUGCUGUGGAAGACAGCGUGCUGUUGCUUCCGUGCUACUCAAAUUGCUUUCUUUUUGGCAUGUAAAGAGUAAUGCUCUGAAUUUCUUGAGCCACUUAGAAUAAUUCCGAAUUAUAUAAAUAAUUAUGUUUCACUCCAUAAGAUAUUUAUCCAGGGUUCCUACCACCUGUAAAACCAAGAAAUAGAUUAGUUGAUGGUUGGCUCUUUUUGGAAGAGGCUGGUUAGAAAUUAAGCAACUUGUAUCAGAAGCAAACAAUUGCUUUUAUCAUAAUCGAAAAUGGGAAAGAGUGGUAGACAUGGUGGUGACUUUAUAAGUAUUGUUUCAAAAAAAGUAGUAACCUAUGAGGUGAGGUGGUUGUCGUCGUCGAUGCAGUAUUAAUCUAAGCAAGCUUUUUUCAAAACAAUGUUUAGGGACUAUCACUGCAGGGUAUAUUCAACAGAUUUGUCCAAUAAAAAAUGUUUAAUGUGCAUAAUAGCUGCUUGUAGUAAUUCAAUCACGUGUUACAAUAAGAUAUGGGGUGUAAUAGUAAUUUUGAUAGAAAACAGUGCGUCUGUUCGGAAAUGCAUUUUCGAAACCCACAUAAAUUAAUUUGUAAGUGCAUUUCCGAAACUGUCUGUUACAGAAACAUAAUUCUUAACAAAUUUUUUGUUUUUUCCCGUUUUAUAUAUGGUGCACCCCAACAUGUUUUCCAAAGUUGUUUCGGACAAGGUGAAUGAUGAUGCUAAGUCGGACGAGGUUAAGGACGAUGUUAAAAUGAUUGUUGUUUCGAUAGAUGUCCGACAAUAACUUACAAAUGAUCAAGUUUUCAACGUUCGUCAACAUAUGCUUGAAUGAGUACGAAUGGAAGCAAGCAAACUUAGGUUUGGCAUUAUGAUUGGAAGGCCCGACAAUGACACUAGUAGAAGACAAGAAAUUAUAACGAUGAGAU
Messenger RNA from Vicia villosa (hairy vetch), 2047 nucleotides. RefSeq lists its product as uncharacterized. The record is from RefSeq and is a predicted model, not a curated record. Bases 54 to 1184 code for a protein of 376 amino acids. NCBI's taxonomy places the organism in Eukaryota, Viridiplantae, Streptophyta, Magnoliopsida, Fabales, Fabaceae. The transcript has 11 exons.